Messenger RNA from Neospora caninum, 1152 nucleotides. RefSeq lists its product as hypothetical. NCBI's taxonomy places the organism in Eukaryota, Apicomplexa, Conoidasida, Eucoccidiorida, Sarcocystidae. Bases 1 to 1152 code for a protein of 383 amino acids. Gene Ontology annotation, biological process: lipid homeostasis. The record is from RefSeq and is a predicted model, not a curated record. The transcript is spliced from 2 exons. Gene Ontology annotation, cellular component: membrane; endoplasmic reticulum.
AUGCUUGGCCCUUUCCAGGCUUUCCGAAGAUCUGAGUGGCGCACACCCACUGUCCUCUGCUCUCGUCGGGGACUGCCGCGCUGUGUCUCCUCUCCCUAUUCGCAGUCUCUGUUCUCAUGUGUGGCGUUGCUGUCCUUCGUCUUCGCGAUCCGCGUGGAGAGCCGCCUCGAACGCGACGGACCCGGCGUACGGGACAGCCUCCCCUCUGCGCCGUCGCAGCCGGAGACAUGUUAUCCACCAAGCUUUUCUCUGUUCUGGAUUGUUGUAUCCGCGGGCCUGUGGUUUGUCGUCGCGUCCUUGCCCGUUCACCGCAUUCCUCUCCUCUUUGUUCCGGCCCAAGUUCGCGAGCGCGUCUUGCAGCAGGUGCGGGACGCGCGGCGCACGCUGAUGGACGCGACAGACGGCGAAGCGGAGCGAGAAAAGAAGACGGCGGCCAAAGACUUUCUGGUUUCUGUGCGAAACCGGAGUGUCGGCUUUGUCCACGCGUCGAUCAUCUCGGUUCUGUCCCUGGCGUGCGUGACGCUCGACAAGCAACUCAUCGACGAUAAGAUUUUCGGCUGCUCGCCGCUCUUCACUGUGACAGGCAUCAUCCUGACAGGGUACUUUUUGUGGGAUUUCUGCGUGAUUCUCUGGCACUGGACUCCAGCCGCGCCCCAGUGGCUGCUCCACUGUGCCGUCUCUGUAAUUACGGCGGCGAACCCGUUCCUGGUGCUUCCAGGAGAGCCGCCAAUGUGUUUCUACGCUGCGAGUCUCAUUCUCUUUGAGCUUAGCACCCCGUUCCUGGCGCUUCGCUAUUUCAUGCUCAGAGCGUACGUCUUUCAUCCCAGUCCGGCAGACGGGAAGUCGGAAGGCGACGCGAAGCUCACACAAAACGGAGAGAAGGGCGGCGCGCGGACGCUCCCCCGCUGCUACACGCUCGUCUCCGUCUGCUUCUUCCUCGCGUUUUUCCUCGUGCGCAUUCUCUGGGGCCUCGGCUGGAUGCUCCCGUCGCUCUUGGUGUUUCUUUCGAACGGGGAUGGGGCCUUGUUCAGGCCGUGGCGAAGAUACAUCUUCUACGCAAGUGUGCCGCUGUUCUCAGCUUUGAAUCUGUAUUGGCUCUACAUGAUCGUCGAGUCCGUCCUCUGCAAGCGCCAGAAAAAGAAGCAGCAGUGA